Molecule: messenger RNA, 213 nt
Organism: Clunio marinus
Lineage: Eukaryota; Metazoa; Arthropoda; Insecta; Diptera; Chironomidae
Source: the annotation of a GenBank genome assembly
AUGGCCAAAGAAUGGAAAUCCCGACAGAAAGGAAGAAAAAAAUUGGCAGAAGUGGUAACAGAUGAGGGUGAAAAACAAAAACGUUUUGAAUAUAAAUUGUUGAUGGAAAUCGAUAACGAAGAAGAACAGAAUAGAUUGCAAUGCAAGGAAUGUCUUGGAUUUAUGUCAAUGACGAUAAAUUUGAUAAGAUCGGAAUGUUCAAAUAUUUACUGA